Messenger RNA from Penicillium soppii, 891 nucleotides. Its product is annotated as dihydrodipicolinate synthase family protein. NCBI's taxonomy places the organism in Eukaryota, Fungi, Ascomycota, Eurotiomycetes, Eurotiales, Aspergillaceae. Gene Ontology annotation, cellular component: cytosol. Gene Ontology annotation, molecular function: N-acetylneuraminate lyase activity. The transcript has a single exon. Gene Ontology annotation, biological process: N-acetylneuraminate catabolic process. The record is from RefSeq and is a predicted model, not a curated record. The coding region runs from base 1 to 891 and encodes 296 amino acids.
AUGUCAUCCCUCCACGGCAUCCUGGUGGCCCUCAUCACCCCAUUCAAUGACGACAAGACCGCCAUCGACGAUAGUCGUCUGCAAGCACACAUCGAGCACCUCAUCCAAGCCGGCGUCCACGGUCUCGUGCCAGGCGGUAGUACAGGAGAAUUUACCACAAUGACAGUGGCUGAACGCAAACAGCUAACAGAGCUAUGCGUGAAGUUUGCCGAUGGUCGCGUCCCCGUCGUCGCAGGAACAGGCAGUCUCUCUUCCGCCGAAGCAGUUGAGCUCUCUGUGCACGCAGCCAAGGCCGGUGCCGCAGCGACCAUGGUCGUGCCCCCAUUCUACGACCCCGUUUCCGUCGAUGAGCUACACGAGCUGCUGGACGAGAUACACAAGGCUUCCAACCUCCCCAUUGUCUUUUAUAAUAUCCCCAGUGCGUCGGGUCUCAAGCUCAGUCCUACUGAGAUUGCUGGCUUGUCGAAGGUUGGCGUCAAGUAUCUCAAGGAUACCUCUGGUGAUGCGCCUGCUUUGACGGAGCUUAUCUUCAGUCUUUCAGAUCAGAUUACUUCUUUCAAUGGCUGGGAUACGUUGACUUUCUAUGGUCUUGCUGCUGGUGCGCCUGGUGGUGUUUGGGGUGCAGCGAAUAUUAUCCCCGAGUUGGCAGUUGAGCUUUAUAAUGCGGUUGCUGUGGAUGGGGACUUAAAGCGUGGAAGGGAGCUUUGGUCUAAGGCUUUUCCAAUUUGCAAAUUCCUUGAGUCGCACAGUUAUGCUGCCGCUGUUAAAACUGGUGUUGAGCUGAUUGGACAACCUACUGGUGGUUUGCGUAAGCCUUUUGCUCUUUUGAAGCCCGAGUUGCAGGCAGAGCUUAAGAAAUUAUUGCAAAAUGCUGGUGUAAAGACUAUUUAG